Arvicanthis niloticus (Nile rat) is the source of this 3030-nucleotide messenger RNA. It is a transcript of the gene Dcaf17, whose product is annotated as DDB1 and CUL4 associated factor 17. Gene Ontology annotation, biological process: protein ubiquitination. NCBI's taxonomy places the organism in Eukaryota, Metazoa, Chordata, Mammalia, Rodentia, Muridae. Gene Ontology annotation, cellular component: Cul4-RING E3 ubiquitin ligase complex. The record is from RefSeq and is a predicted model, not a curated record.
GGAGAGGGAGUGGCUACGGCGGGCCGCGAGGUGCAGCGGCAAUCCCGAGAGCAGAAAGAAAGGCCGGGAAGGCGCCGUUGGUUCUGUUCCUUUGCGCCAAACUCGUGUAGCGCUACCUCUUGUUUCUGUCCCGAGUCCCCAUUGCGGGCUCCCGCGCCAACCUUCCCUUUGAGGCUCGCAGGUGGCGUCAUCCAACCCUCGCGGAAGUGAGGGACGCGCCCCUCCUGGGCCCUGCGGACCCCGAGCCUCCAUGGGCCGGACCCGGAAGGCCAAUGUGUGCGGCAGGCUGAGUCGCCGAGCUCUGGGCUUCUACGCGCGCGACGCGGGCGUGGUGCAGAGGACGAACCUGGGCAUCCUGCGGGCGCUGGUGUGCCAGGAGAGUACUAAAUUUAAGAAUGUUUGGACAACUCAUUCCAAGUCACCUAUAGCCUAUGAGAGAGGAAGAAUAUAUUUUGACAAUUACCGGUGCUGUGUCAGCAGUGUUGCAUCAGAGCCAAGAAAACUGUAUGAAAUGCCAAAAUGUUCCAAAUCAGAAAAAAUUGAGGAUGCUUUAUUAUGGGAAUGCCCAGUGGGAGAAAUACUUCCUGACCCAUCAGACUAUAAAUCCUCACUCAUCGCACUGACUGCUCACAAUUGGCUGCUUCGUAUAUCAGCAACUACAGGGGAAAUCCUGGAGAAAAUAUACCUUGCUUCCUAUUGCAAAUUCAGGUACCUGAGCUGGGACACCCCUCAAGAGGUUAUUGCAGUGAAGUCGGCGCAGAACAAAGCCUCUGCGGCAGCUCGGCAGGCAGGCACUCAGCCGCCUGUUUUGUUGUACCUCGCAGUGUUCAGGGUUCUGCCCUUUUCACUUGUAGGAAUUCUAGAGAUCAACAAAAAGGUUUUUGAGAAUGUCACAGAUGCUACCUUGUCACAUGGAAUCCUGAUUGUGAUGUACAGCUCGGGACUAGUCAGACUUUACAGCUUCCAGGCCAUCAUCGAACAGUUCAUGCAACAGAAACUUGACUUAGGGUGUGCAUGCAGUCAGGGCGGGACUACUGGGACUGUAGGAGAGGCUCCUUUUGGCAUUCCUUGUAAUGUUAAAAUCACAGACUCGCCACCUCCACUCUUUGAAGUUUCAUCGCUGGAGAACGCAUUUCAGAUCGGAGGCCAUCCUUGGCAUUACAUCAUCACGCCUAACAAGAAGAAACAGAAAGGAGUUUUCCAUAUUUGUGCCCUAAAAGAUAAUUCCUUGGCAAAAAAUGGAAUCCAAGAAAUGGAGUGUUGCUCACUAGAAUCUGACUGGAUCUAUUUCCACCCUGAUGCUUCUGGAAGAAUUAUACAUGUUGGCCCAAAUCAAGUCAAAGUUUUGAAGCUAAGUGAGGUAGAAAAUAAUAGUUCUCAGCAUCAGAUCUCUGAAGACUUUGUCAUUUGGGCCAAUAGAGAAGACAGAAAGGAAAACUUAAUCACGGUUACAGCUUCUGGACGUGUGGUGAAAAGAAAUGUCAGCCUUCUGGAUGAUGACCCAGAACAAGAGACUUUCAAAAUCGUGGACUAUGAAGAUGAGCUGGACUUGCUUUCCGUAGUAGCUGUCACUCAAAUAGAUGCUGAAGGAAAAGCUCACCUGGAUUUCCACUGUAAUGAGUAUGGGACCUUACUCAAAAGCAUCCCACUGGUGGAGUCGUGGGAUGUGACAUAUAGCCAUGAAGUCUACUUUGACAGAGAUUUGGUGCUGCACAUCGAACAGAAGCCCAACAGGGUCUUCAGCUGCUAUGUUUACCAGAUGGUCUGUGACCCUGGUGAAGAAGAGGAAACUGUCAACAGAAAUGGUUAAGACAGUGGAAUCAUUGUAACUUGAGACACUGGUAAAACCUCAGUCAGCUGUGUCUAGUCCUCAUUAUCUGCGUGGAACAUUCUGCAGUAUUCUCCAGAACAGGUCUUGUGCUAGCUUCAAAGGACUAGGUUGAACUCUUACCACAUACGGUGCUAAGGAGUCCAUCUUAUGUAAAUGCUCUCUAGGGUGCUGUCCCAAGAGACCCAGCAUUUUGGAAAUUUUCUAUUAGGUGCUAAUGUGAAUAUAAAAUGCUAGGGAACAGAGGACAGUUAAAUCGAGGUGUCAAAGAGACAUCAUUGAUGCAGGGUUAAUUAAAAUAAUUCUUAAAGACUACUAUGAAGUUUUAAUUAGUAAGGCUAGGAGAGAGAAAUAAAAAUAUUAAAUAUAGAAGCCAGGUAUGGUGGCUUUACACACCUGUAACCUCAGUGCAUGGCAGGUCGAGCAGAAAGAUCAGGAGUCCAAAACCAGUGCUGUAUAGCCAGUUAGCUGUAUAGCACAUUCAAGGCCAGCUUGAUCUCCAUGAGACCUGGUCUAAAGAUGUCAACAAAAAGAUAAAGAAAUCCUAUAUACUCUAUACCAAAUUUUGCUUAAGGAUUAGUAGGAUUUGUAAUGUAAAAUCAUUCUUUUGAGCCAAAAAUCACCACAGCUUCUUUGUAAACAAAAAAAAAAAAAGAUAUCAAUAUCAAUUUUAGUUUUCAAAUCAUCAUUUCUUACGUGGUCUUAUUCUCAUCUCUUUAUGUUCUCACUGACUGUAGUCUGUGUGUGUAUAAAUACCAGUGCACUUGACUUUGUUUCUGAGGACGUAUUUGCAUGUUCAUGUGGAUGCAGGUGUGCACACGUGUUCAUAUUUGCAGGUGUGCCUGCACAUGUGCAUGUGCAUUUGGAGGCCAGAAGCCAACCAAUGCUGUUCUCAAGAGCCAUCUACCGUGUUUUCAGAUAGGGUCUCACUAGAGCCUUCGGCUUACUGAUAUUGCUAACCUGGUUGGCUGGUCAGGAAUGCUCCUGUCUCUCCCAGCACUGGGAUUAGAGGCAUACCAUCAGGCCUAGAUAUGUACAUGGGAGCUGGGCAUCAAACUCAGAUUUUCAUGCUUAUGUAGCAAGCACUUUACUAAUUGAGCCAUCUCCCUAGCAUAUGUGUUAUAAAAGAUUUCAGGCAAAUUUCAAAUGAAAGCUUUUCCUCAUUUGUACCCUGUUUAAUACAGCUAAAGAUGUUUGUCUUA